AUGGCUUCGAUCUUGAAGCGCAAGAGAGGGGGAGUGGAGGUCUUGGAUACCCCGAAACGUGCGAAAUCGGUGAAGAAAGAGAAUGGGAAUUCGACGUUGAAGGUGGAUGGGAAGGUUGAUUGGGAGAAGGCUGCGGAGGAGACGUCGAAGAUGAAGGAAUUGGUCAAGGUUAAUGGGGAGAACUUGACGAAUGGAGACGCUGUUACUGCUGUUUCCGAACAGCCUCAGAAUAAAAAUGUGCAAAAGAAGAAAAAUACGAAAGGAUUAGAUGCGCCAGAAACCGAUGCGGGGAAGUCUAUAGAGAAACCUUCAUUAUGGAAGCUAUCAGAGUCUAUAGCAGGUCGCAUGUCAAGUCUGGAACCAGUUUUUACUGCCGAUGAGAAACAUCUUCUUGUCACCACCCGAACCGCUGUCCUUGUCUACACCGCUGCCAAUUCCCUCUUAACUCGAUCGAUCAAAUUACAUCUUGCCGAAAGCGAGCCAAAUACUCGAAUUGUCUCAUUUUCUCUCUCUCCAACGGCACCUGAAAUUGUGUGGGUGGCAUGUUCAGAUGGAAAUGUGUACCGUGUGAAUUGGAUGACGGGUGAGGGUGCAAGCUAUUCUUGGAAAACAUCUUCAACUGGCUGCAAUUUCAUGACUGUAGCAGCCAUGGAAUCUCUCGGGCGAAGAAGAGACGUUGUCUUCACUACAGAAGCAAAAGGCGAUGGUUGGAGAGUUACUGCCAACGAAUUGACUGCGCCCGACGACCCUAUCAAAACGGCUGCCAGGACAAUUUAUACCUCCAAGGACCGUAUUCGAUACUUGAAGACAGGAGCAGCGGGCUCUGUGGUUGUAGCUGCAGCGGGAAAUAAGAUAAUUGUUGGAGGUCUGCGGACAACAGAGUAUGGUGUGGUUAGCAAUAUGAAGUAUGAGUUUCGGAUAUUCGAAACGAGCGACACCAUAUCAUCGUUAGAUGUCAAAGCUACGCCUAGACCUGAUGGUAAGGAUGUCAAGAAAUCGCUCAAGAGAACACCAAUUGUGGAUUUAGUUGUCGGAGAUGUUCGUGGAUCAAUAUUUUUGCACAACGACUUGUUAGCGAAUCUUAUGCUGGCCCAAGAUGGCAAACCAGGAAUCAGCCUCACGCCACGGAAAAUGCAUUGGCAUCGACAGGCAGUGAACGCGGUAAAAUGGUCUCGAGAUGGUAAUUACAUAAUAUCUGGUGGAAAUGAAACUGUUCUAGUCAUAUGGCAACUUGAUACCGGAAGUCAUCAAUAUCUACCUCAUCUAUCAUCCACAAUUCAGCAGAUUGUAGUUUCACCGACCGGAUCAUCCUAUGCUGUUCAGCUAGCGGACAAUUCUGCAAUGAUUUUGUCGACCGCGGAAUUGACUCCAACGACCAACAUUGCUGGUAUUCAAGCAAGCACUAUAGCCGGGACACAAAGCCUGGAGUCAGAAGUUGAACGAAUAGGAGAAGAGCAAUGGCCGAGUCGCCUCAUUCAGCGGACCCCUGCGCUCAUCAAUCCAAACUUUCCUUCUAAACUCUUGCUUGCAGUGGGACAGACGCAAGAAAUUGAUCCUGUCAAUCCGCUCGUGACCGGUUCACCAUAUCUCCAAACUUUUGAUCUUGGGACUGGACAUAAUGCUUCCCGUCAAGCACUAAGUCGAUCGAAUGUUACCAUCAUCAACUCGGCCCCAAGCGCUCAUAAGAUAUCCGAACCUAGAGUCACACAUAUGAAAAUUUCACAUGACGGCAAAUGGUUGGCCACGGUCGACGAGUGGACACCACCAGCCCGCGAUCUGACACAUUUGGCGUUGGAUAAGAAUAAUGCUGAAGAGGAACGACUGAGUAGACGUGAGAUAUACUUGAAGUUUUGGGAAUGGAGUGACGAGGAUAAUUCAUGGCAGCUUGUCUCACGAAUUGACGCGCCGCACACAUUAAGCCAGAACUCGACACAUCCAGGCCGAGUCUUGGAUCUUGCAGUUGAUCCCAACUCAUCGAAAUUUGUUACUGUAGGGGAGGAUGAAAUUGUGUGUACUUGGUCGACAAGAACGCGUAAGCGAGAUGGUGUUCCUGUACGUGGAUCAAAGGGUCAAGUCCUUCGAAAUUGGUAUUGCCAGCAUGCCAUAUCUCUUGGAAAACAAGAGAUGGCCGAGGACAUUGGUCAUAUAGAUGCAUCAGUUGCCGGUGCUGCUCUAGCAUUUUCCGAAGACGGCUCGGUUCUGGCUGCUGCAACUAGCAGUCAAGAUGGCAUUGUCCACUUCAUCGAACCGAACUCGGGCUCAAUUCGUCAAUCUCAGACUGGUAUUUUCCAAGGACAUCUCGUCAAGAUGGAUUUCCUAGGCCAAGACUUGAUCGUGCUCGCAGACCAACUCACACUCUACGACCUCGUAUCCAACGAAAUACGCAUGAACUUCAAACUCAACAUUCACCUUCGCGAGCUCUCCAUCGCUCAAAAGCAAGAAAUGAUCCACCUAGCAGCCGAUCUCAAAUCCCGCACCUUCGCCGUCUCGUUCCCAAUACGCUGCAAAGAUCUUACAGUGAAAAAGGAGAAGUCUUUGACGUACCAGCAAUCAGAACUCUUCAUCUUCCACCAAGACGAACUACAACCACAACUCCACGACAUCCUCCCCAUUUUCAUAACCGCCCUCCUCCCCGCCGCCGACUCAGAUGGUUUUCUCCUCCUCGACACCGCCGCCGAGAUCCGCACUGCUCAUAAGAAGGGGAGUCAGAUCCUCACAGCAAUGGCGCAAUCUACAUCUGCUCUCCUUCUUGACGACUCCGCCGAAGUCAACGGCGUUGUCGUGCCCACGGACGAAGAUGAGGAAAUGGAAGACGAAGAUGUCCAGCUACUCACGCCCGCGGCGACGGAAGAUGGAAAUGACGAUGAGGAUGAGAAUGACACGCCAGUUGUUACGGCGCAGCAGCUUGCACAGGUGUUUGAUAUCGGUCCGGCGUUUGCGCUGCCGCCGUUGGAAGUGAUGUUUUAUCAGGUUGCGGGGUUGUUUGCGGGGAAGCCGAUGGUGAGAGAUGUUUGA
Messenger RNA from Glarea lozoyensis ATCC 20868, 3015 nucleotides. Its product is annotated as WD40 repeat-like protein. The record is from RefSeq and is a predicted model, not a curated record. Gene Ontology annotation, biological process: positive regulation of rRNA processing; positive regulation of transcription by RNA polymerase I. Bases 1 to 3015 code for a protein of 1004 amino acids. Gene Ontology annotation, cellular component: nucleolus. The transcript is spliced from 3 exons. Lineage: Eukaryota; Fungi; Ascomycota; Leotiomycetes; Helotiales; Helotiaceae. Gene Ontology annotation, molecular function: protein binding; RNA binding.